AUGGAAUACAAACGGCAAACCCCUGUUUCAGCAGCCAAAGUCAAAGUGAAGCCCCGGCUCAUCAUCCAUGGCGGGGCAGGAAAUAUCACGCCUGCGAACCUCGCGCCAGAGAGGUACGAGGCCCUUCGAACGGCGCUUCUAACUAUUAUAUCUAAAACGCACACGUACAUGCGCACCGCCUCCUCGAAAAGUGACCUCCCCUCCGCUCUCGAAGCCGCAACCUUCGCCGUGACGCUCCUCGAGAACGACCCGCUCUUCAACUCCGGCCACGGCGCCGUAUUCACCCGCGAUGGCAUCAACGAGCUGGAGGCCAGCGUCAUGGUGUCACGCGGCUUCAAGAAGCGUGGUGUCGGCGUCAUAGGCCUGCAGCGAGUCAAGAAUCCCAUCUUGCUCGCUCGCGCAAUCCUCGAGCACGGAGAGCAGGACCUCGGCGGCAACCACAGGCACGUCCUCGAGGGAAGCGCGACACCGACGGAGUACGACCCGAACAACCCCGAUGCGCCGUCUGCUCAGGGCCACACCCUGAUCCAUGGCAGGACGGCGGAGUCGCUCGCGAAACAGUAUGGGCUGGAGAUGGUUGAGCCGUCGUAUUACUUCACGCAGCCUCGGUGGGAUGAGCACAUCCGGGCCCUGGAGCGGGAGAAGGCUGGCAAGUCUAAGGUGGCUACCUGGGAUAGCGAGGAAUACCUGCCCCAGGGCACAUGCGGAGCAGUCGCCUUGGACAGUGAUGGAGUGGUCUGCUGCGCAACUAGCACAGGAGGACUGACGAACAAGCUAACGGGCCGAAUUGGUGACACGCCCGCGAUCGGGGCGGGUUACUGGGCGGAGGAAUGGACCGAGGAGGGCGAUCCGACUCGCAGGACCGGACAGAAGAGUGCCUGGGAGAUGGGCAUGGACUAUAUCCGUCAAACUGGCCCAAUCGUGGAGUUUGGCGCAUCUUUGAGAAGCAUCAUGGCGGAUUGUCUACCGACGCCUUUCAUGUAUACUCCCAUCCAGCAAGCAUCGCAAUCCAAGCUCACAACCACUCGGUCCGUUGCCGUCUCAGGCACUGGGAAUGGCGACUCGUUCUUGCGAGUUAAUGCAGCGCGGACCGUUGCUGCCAUUGCCCGAUGGAAACCAGAGUCGUCUGCUGUUGCCCUCAGCGAUGUUACGGGCCCCGGUGGCGAGUUGCAGAAGAGUGCAGGCGAUCGCUGGGGAAAGACCGGCGAGGGAGAGGGUGGUAUUAUCGGUAUCGAGGCAACAAUCGUUCGUAAUGCCCAUGGGGAUGUGGUCGAGGUUCGAGGGGAUAUCUUAGACGACCACAAUUGCGGUGGUCUCAUUCGAGCGUGGAUCGAUGAUAAGGGGAAGGCAGUGUUCAAGCUCUUCCGGGAUGAUACUGAAUCGAAGCGUCAGGGUUUCAUUGGUCAUGGCCAGCCUGAAGAAAUUAGCGAUUGGGUCAGUGAGGAGUAA
Phaeoacremonium minimum UCRPA7 is the source of this 1449-nucleotide messenger RNA. RefSeq names its product putative l-asparaginase precursor protein. The coding region runs from base 1 to 1449 and encodes 482 amino acids. The transcript has 2 exons. NCBI's taxonomy places the organism in Eukaryota, Fungi, Ascomycota, Sordariomycetes, Togniniales, Togniniaceae. Gene Ontology annotation, molecular function: hydrolase activity. The record is from RefSeq and is a predicted model, not a curated record.